This is a messenger RNA of Adineta steineri, 765 nucleotides long. The record is from the annotation of a GenBank genome assembly. NCBI's taxonomy places the organism in Eukaryota, Metazoa, Rotifera, Eurotatoria, Adinetida, Adinetidae.
AUGAAUAUACAAGAUAAAUCAUCUUCUAUUCAUAAUGAUCUAUUACAAUCUGAUAAUAAUAAUUAUCCACAAUCAUUUACGUGUUUAAAUGAUGUUUCAUUUGAUUCAAAUAAUUACAUUUAUACUCAACAUCAAGAACAACAACAAUAUUACCCACAAUAUUGUUUUCAUUCAUCAUCAAAUAAUGAUUUUAAUUAUUAUCAACAACAACAACCAACGAAUAUUUUCUAUCCACAAUAUUAUUCAUCAUCGUCAUCAUCGUCAACAUCAUCACGCAUUGAACCAUUAAGUAUUAAUUCAAAUUCUGAUAUAUCAAAUGAAAAUCGAAAAGAUUUAAUAUCUCCAUCAAUAUCAGAAUCAAAUUGUAAAGUUAAAAGUCCAAAUGAAAAUAAUAAACGACCAAGACGUUUACGUACACAUUUUACAUCAAGUCAAUUACAACAUCUUGAAAUGACAUUUACUUAUAAUAUAUAUCCAGAUGUAAAUUUUCGAGAAGAAAUUGCUGCACAAACAGAAUUAACUGAAGCAAAAGUUAAAGUUUGGUUUAAAAAUCGACGAGCAAAAUUUCGAAAGAAACAAAAAGGACACAAUAAUACGUCUUUACCAUUGCCAUUACCAACACAUCCACCACCCCCACUACAACAUUCUUCACCAUCAUCAAUUUGGGACACAACAACAACAACAACAGGAGAAUCUUCUUUAACAACAACUGAUUAUUCAAAUCCACAGACCAAUUAUUAUCAUUAUCCAUGGUGGACAGGAUAG